Molecule: messenger RNA, 1745 nt
Organism: Puccinia graminis f. sp. tritici CRL 75-36-700-3
Lineage: Eukaryota; Fungi; Basidiomycota; Pucciniomycetes; Pucciniales; Pucciniaceae
Exons: 2
Coding region: 6-1745 (579 amino acids)
Source: RefSeq, a predicted model, not a curated record
GCAAAAUGCGGUUCGCUUACGUUGCCGGAGCACUUGUGAUUGGUGCCACCGUUUCUGAAGCGCGGGCUGUGCCUUCGAGCCCUUCGAAAAGACAGCGGGAAACGGCUGAGCGCGUCGAAGUUGUGCGCUUUGCAACACCGUCGCGUAUUUCAAGAAGGACGAAACUUGCGGACUGGAAUCCAACCUCAGAUGAUGACGCCUCGAACAAAGAUAGUAUCGAUCCACUAUCAUAUCGCGCUGGUAUUCCUGGCACUGGACAGUUGAAUCCAAGCGGUUCGACUUUAGAUACAGUGGCACAAGAAAACCCCCAGCAAUUAUUACCAUCGGCAAUCAGGGCAGCUGGACCUGCACUGGGGGCGCCGACGUCUAAUGGGGAUAUUCAGUACACAAUCAGACCGGUGGUGCCUGCAAACAAUCGGGCUGCCGUGCCCAUUUCAGACACGCCUGAAGCUCUCCUCGAAGCUCUCCUCCCAGAAGCUGCCGAGAUUCUUCAGCCAUUAAACCCAACCCUUUCAAACCAACUAGAGCCUAAUGUAGUGGCACCAAACGACCCGAGUCGUUCAUCAACAACACCAGCCCAAUUGCCCCCGACCGCAUCAAGCGUCCACAGGGAAAUUCCGGCCGCUUUUCGAAGCCCCUUCUUUAACCCCAACACUGUCAUACCGCCCAAAGACCCCCUUGUCUUUGCGGAUAAGUAUAUCAGUAAAUUACCAUUCCCACUCGACCAAGUAACAGCUGUGGGAGGUACUGAGAGAGUAGUGGAACCAUCUGUUUCGCAAAGCAGUCCUUCACCACCGAACAAUAACACCUCGAACAACUCAAUCCCUUCCCUAGUACCAUCUCAAGGAAGUUUCAAUACUUUUGCUAAUAACUCACAGCUGUCUAGCAAUGAGCCCACAGAUAACUCAAUCGCAUCACAAUACCCACAGACUUCUGCACCAGGUUCCGGGAGAACCGUUGCACCCCCUCAAGGAAACAUCUUGAUUCCUAGUAACUCUUCGCUUCCGAUUAACAUCCCCGUGACUGCGACCAGCGACUUGAAUAACACUGUGAUACCACAAUACGAACUUUUAUCUGCGGCCGCCGACGCGAGAUCAGUUGCUUCACCUGCAGGAGAUGUCCUCACUCCAAGCAAUAACCCCCCACUUCCUAAUAUCGUACUCACAAGUGCUACUACCAACUUGAAUAAUUCAACUUUGCCGCAAUAUCAGCUUUCAUCUGCACCCGGUGUCGACAGAACAGUUGUACCCUCUCAAGGAAACCUCACCAGCUCUGACAACAAUUCCUCGCUAUCGACUAUCAUUCCCGUAGCUUCCACCGCCAACUUGACCAAUUCGACGAUACUUCAGGAUCAACCAUUAUCCACGUCGGGUGCCACGAGAACGGCUGCACUGCCCCAAGUACUUCCCAGUACUUCGGGUAGCAAUUCCUCGCUACCGAGUAUCAUUCCCGUCAUUCCCACUCAAGGAAACCUCACCAGCUCUGACAACACUUCCUCGCUAUCGACUAUCAUUCCCGUACCUUCCAUCGCCAACUUGACCAAUUCGACGAUACUGCAGGAUCCAGCAUUGUCUACUUCGGGAGCCACGAGAACGGCUGCACUACCUCAAGCACUUCUCAGCACUCCUGGUAAUAAUACGAUUCUUUCAAAUGCUACAAGUGUCAUUACUUCGGUUAAUAGCACCGUUGUCAAUGUUGCUGCAAGUACCUCACCGCUUAAUAGCACUGUCCUUCCUGUCCAAUGA